Messenger RNA from Anoplophora glabripennis (Asian longhorned beetle), 1038 nucleotides. RefSeq names its product glutaredoxin-3. The record is from RefSeq and is a predicted model, not a curated record. The coding region runs from base 311 to 961 and encodes 216 amino acids. Lineage: Eukaryota; Metazoa; Arthropoda; Insecta; Coleoptera; Cerambycidae. The transcript is spliced from 3 exons.
ACUCUAACCUCCGACCUUCGAUUCCGUUCCGUUCCGAUUAUUAGAAAAUCUGUUAUUGUUAAUUUUGUACGUUUUAAAAAGCCUUUUUGAAUUACAGAUAUUAAGUUUUAUGUUAUCUCUUAUCUACAAAUGCAAAUAUCUACAGCACAAUAAUAAUCCACAAUAUUCCUUUCUUCAAUCUAUGGUAGUCGACCUACAAAUUUUGUAACAGGUUAUCAUCAGUGGCUAGGCUAAUGUGUUAACCUGAUAUCAAAUUUAACUUUCCUGAUAAAUAGCUUUCAGUUAGGACACAAAUAAUAGAAAAAAGAUUAUGCCGAAUUUAUUAAAAGACGAGAAGGCCUUCGAAACUGCCAUACAGAACAAAAACCUCUCUGUUGUUCAUUUUCAAGCAGACUGGGCGGAACAGUGUACACAAGUAAACGAAGUCUUAGAUGUUCUUUCUACACAAAAGGACUUUGUCGAUGUGAAAUUUUAUUCAUGCCCGGCUGAAGAGCUUUCAGAGGUAUCGCUAAAGUAUAAUAUCGAAGCAGUACCGACAGUAAUUAUUUUUAAGUCUGGUAAAAAGGUCGAUAGAAUCAAUGGAGCCGAUGCUUCCAAGAUAACUGAAAAAAUAAGGCAAUAUACUUCCAUUGAAAAUGAUAUUGCGGAACAGAAUAUUCCUUUAGAAGAAAGGUUGAAAUCUCUCAUAAAUAGAGCAAAAGUCAUGUUAUUUAUGAAAGGCGAUAGGAAUACUCCACGCUGUGGCUUUAGUAGACAAAUUAUAGAAAUUUUAAAUAACACAGGCGUCCCUUAUGAAACAUUUGAUAUACUGAAUGACGAAGAAGUUCGUCAAGGAUUAAAAACUUACUCAGACUGGCCAACAUAUCCACAACUGUACGUUAAUGGAGAAUUGAUAGGAGGACUGGACAUUGUAAAAGAAAUGCUGGCAGCUGGAGAAUUUGCAUCUACGCUUAACGCAUGAAUAUUUUCUUUUCAAGUUAAGCUAAUAAUUUAUUAUAUUUCAUUAAAACACCUUUUUAAAAAUGUAUGCCUAUUGUA